Scomber scombrus (Atlantic mackerel) is the source of this 2735-nucleotide messenger RNA. RefSeq names its product fibrinogen alpha chain (gene fga). Lineage: Eukaryota; Metazoa; Chordata; Actinopteri; Scombriformes; Scombridae. Gene Ontology annotation, cellular component: fibrinogen complex. The record is from RefSeq and is a predicted model, not a curated record. The coding region runs from base 104 to 2302 and encodes 732 amino acids. Gene Ontology annotation, molecular function: signaling receptor binding. Gene Ontology annotation, biological process: blood coagulation; platelet activation; protein polymerization. The transcript has 8 exons.
GGGUUCGUCAGACUGAACCAGGAGGUUUAAAUGAUCUGACGGCAGCUGCAGAGAAACAUUCAACAACCAGACUUUACACAGAGGAAGGACGGAAGAAACAAAGAUGGGACGACUCGGUUUACUCGUCUGUCUCGGUGUGAUUCUUGUGGCUUCGGCUGUGAACGCCGUAAUCGACCCGAGGGGAGCUCGUCCGGUGGAGCAGGGCACCCGAAGCAAUAAAUGCGAAACUCAGAAGGAAUGGCCUUUCUGCACAUCUGAUGAAUGGGGCUCUAAAUGUCCUUCGGGAUGCAGGAUCCAGGGUCUGAUGGAUAAAUACGACCACAGCCUGCUGAAGAGAAUCGAGAAGAUCCGAAGCCUCCUGGAUCAGAACAAAGCCAAGCACCGCUCUGCCGACCAGGUGUCCAAACAGACAUACGACUACCUGAAGGAGAAACUCAUUGUGGACUCUGGUAAUGACAACAGCUACUACGACCUGGCCCAGAAUCUGCGUCAGAGAAUCAUAGACUUGAAGAUCAAGAUCGACAGACAGCUGAGGGUCCUGAGCGCUCUGAAGGAUCGCGUCAAAGACCAGGUCAUCGAGAUGCAGAGGCUGGAGGUGGAUAUCGACAUUAAGCUCCGCUCCUGCAAAGGAUCCUGCAAGAGCUACUCCGAGUACCAGGUGGACCGGGAGAGCUACGUGGAGCUGAACAAACAGGUUGACCAGCUGGCUGCCCAUGAUGCUCAGAACAUCGAGACUGUAAGCACACUUUAUGUGAUGAAGAGCAGGCCGCUGCAGGGUGUGGUUGUGCCCCCCCACUACAAGUCCGGGGUCUCGGGUGCCAGCGUAGCAGGACAACAGAGAGAAGACUUGUUCCCUGAGGUGAAAACUGUCCAGUUGGUCCUAGAACAGGAAGGCUCCAGCUCAUCCCCAGCUACCAUCUCCAAGGAUCAAGGUACUUCCUCCACUCAGUCUAGACCCUCAUCAUCGUCCACGCACUACUCCUCCUCCUCUUCCUCCUCCUCCUCCUCCUAUCAGCCCUCCUCGUCAUCCAUCACUGAGAUUGGGGGAGGGGGUGGCGGCGGCCAUUUCUUUGGCCCAGGCCCAGUACAACCUCAGCCCAGUACAAGCCACACGACCACCAGAAUUGAGGGAGGGGGUGCUGGUCAUUUCUUUGGCACAGGCCCAGUACAACCUCAGCCCAGUACAAGCCACACAACUACCAGAACCACCUGCACCAAGACCAUCAGGAGGACCAUCGUCCACACGAAGGACGGGCCGGUGGAAAGGACAGAGGAAGUGAUGGGCGGAGGCCCUGAGUGCCAGGGGUUAGACCUCACUAAAGGAGGAAUGGGCUCCUUCUUCCCCAGCCUCAGCCACGUGUCCACUUCCUCUUCCUCUUCCUCUUCCUCUUCCUCAUUGAGCACCAAGGCCGUCCACACCGGUGGUGCCAAGGGAAGCCUCUUUGGAGAUCACAAAACUGGGUUUGGGGAUCCAUUUGGCUCAGACUUCGGCGCAUUCAGGACGGACAACACAGAAGAUGAUAUUCCCGAUUUCCACGCCCGGAGUGUGAAGAGCACACGUGUUGAGCGUCAAGCCGGUUAUGUAGGAAAAGAUUGUGUUGAAGCCUACCAGAACCACCUGAAAGGGGAAACGAACGGCCUGUUUAAGAUCAAACCCGGCGGCACGGACUCCACAGAGGUAGUGGAGGCUUACUGCCAGCAGGAAGGGUUAAUGGGUGGGUGGUUGUUAGUACAGCAAAGAGAGAGUGGUGUGCUCAGCUUCAAUCGCACCUGGGCUGAAUACCGCAAAGGGUUUGGCUCAGUCAAUGCGCAGGGCAAGGGGGAGUUCUGGCUGGGCAACCAGAACCUCCAUCUACUGACUAAUCAGGGUGAGACUAUGUUGAAGGUGGAAUUGGAGGAUUGGGAAGGGGGCAUAGCCAGUGCUGAAUACAUUGUCAGGGUUGGUUCUGAGGAGGAGGGGUACCCGCUGCAUGUUUCCGGUUACACUGGGGAUGCCGGAGAUGCUCUGAUAAUGUCUAGGUCUGAUAUGGCUUCUUACCUGUCUCACAACGGCAUGAAAUUCAGCACCUUUGACAGUGACAAUGAUAAGUGGGAGGAGAAUUGCGCAGAAAUGUACGGGGGCGGGUGGUGGUACAACAACUGCCAGUCAGCUAACUUAAAUGGGAUGUAUUACAGAGGCUCAUACGACCCAGAGAAAAAUACGCCAUAUGAGAUUGAAAACGGAGUUGUCUGGGUCACAUACAAACCGGCCACUUAUAGCUUGAAAACUGUGAGAAUGUUUAUCCGACCGGCUGCCUUUUAAUGGGAAGCAGAGAAGGGGAAAAUGUAGGAAAAACCUGCCGAAAAUAUAAAAUAAAGACUUUCUUUCCAGGCACAAAAAAAAAGAGAAUAUAUUAAGAUAAGUAAAAUAGAAGAGCCCAUUACAACAUGCUGAAGCUAAGGAUGAAUAAAUAUUUGAGGACAAAGGUCUGAAGUGGUUUACGGCCUGUCAGACCUUGCAGACUGUUGAUCUGUUCGUAAAUCAUUAUGGGAUUUCAAAAUCAUGUCAAACAGUGCCAGUGUGCUAACAUGUAUUUUUCUUAAGUCUAAUUUUUUUCCACACUUUGUGUAAACGUCAUUGACCUGCUUGCUAUCGUUAUCUAACCAGUCUUCCUCAGUGUUGUCCCUGUUGCUCAACUCUGUACAAAGCAAUGACUGAACUCUGCUCAAUCAAUAAAGAUUCAAUGUUCACUUCA